This is a messenger RNA of Thlaspi arvense, 1404 nucleotides long. The record is from the annotation of a GenBank genome assembly. NCBI's taxonomy places the organism in Eukaryota, Viridiplantae, Streptophyta, Magnoliopsida, Brassicales, Brassicaceae.
AUGGAUCCGAAUCCAACCACGAUGUGGAGCUCCAUAGUGAAGAAAGAGCCUCCUUCAAAACCUCCGGCUACCGAUGGAGCUCCGGCAGCGAUUCUCGAAAUGGUUGGAAGCUGCAAAUCCACAAAGGGUAUAUCUGUGGCGGUUAUUGACACCAACGCCGUCAUUAACGGAUGCUUAACCAACUUCGCCGACAAAUUCGUAACCGUCCGUAAAGUACUCUCCGAGAUUCGUGACCGUGUUUCUCGCCGUCGUCUCGCCUUACUGCCCUUCACUAUCGAAACCAUGGAACCUUCUCCUGAAUCUCUCAGAAAAGUUAUAGAAUUUGCUCGAGCUACUGGUGAUUUGCGGACUCUCAAAGAUACUGAUCUCGAACUGAUUGCUUUGACAUAUAUGCUCGAGGCUCAGGUUCAUGGCACAACAAAUCUCAGAGAUAUUCCUCCACCGAUUCAAACUGUUAGGGUGAAGAGAUUACCUGAGAAGGAGUUGCCUGGUUGGGGCUCAAAUGUGGCUAACUUGGAGGAGUGGGAAGCAUUAGAUAGAGAGACUGAGGGAAAAUCGAACUCCAACUCCAAAAUCCUUCUGCUUAAAGACCUUAACAUGAAUAUUCUUCCUGAGGCCAAGUAUCAAGAAGAGGAUGAGCAAGAAGGUGAGAGGAGGCAGAAGCGAUACCCGCCCAAGAAAACAGAGUUGAAGCUUGAGGAAAUUCAGCAAGAUCAAGAAGCUGACAAAGCUCGUAACUUGACACAGGACACAACUGAUCACAUGUCUAAAGACGCUAAUGAAAAGUAUGCAACGAAUGAUGAGGAGUUUUCGUCCAUCUUAAAAGAUAUGAGGUUGGAGGAAGAAUCACUCCAGGAAGAGACGAAUGCUUGUAUAACCGCUGACUAUGCAAUGCAAAAUGUUAUUCUUGAAAUGGGUUUGCGCUUGGUUGCACCCGGAGGUAUGCAAAUCGACCAACUAAAGAGGUGGAUCUUGCAGUGCCAUGCUUGCAACACAGUAACUCCUGAAAAUUUAAGAGUCUUCUGUCCCAAGUGCGGUAAUGGCGGCACUUUAUGCAAGGUAGAGGUUACAAUAGGCGAGAAUGGCACCAUCAUAGCUGUGCGUAAACCACGUGUUACACUACGAGGGACCAAAUUUUCGAUACCAAUGCCUAAAAGUGGAAGAGACGCAAUCACCAAGAAUAUGGUUCUACGGGAAGAUCAACUUCCUCAAAAGUAUCUCCAUCCCAAGACCAAGAAGAAAGCAAGCAAACCGGGUGAUGAGAGCUUCAUAUCAGACGAUUUGUUCAUGAACCAUCACAAUGAUAGAAAUGCACCAUUGCAGCCUCCUGUUAGAGAAGCUAUGACGAUUUUCAGCCAGAAACGGAACCCUAACGACAACCAUUACUCUCGCUCUAUGCACUGA